Molecule: messenger RNA, 2325 nt
Organism: Miscanthus lutarioriparius
Lineage: Eukaryota; Viridiplantae; Streptophyta; Magnoliopsida; Poales; Poaceae
Source: the annotation of a GenBank genome assembly
AUGAAGCACUGUAUCCAGUGGCCUUUAACACGACGGUGCCUGAAUCUGACAGACGGCUUCCCCGCAUCCACCGCGGCCAUCGCCGUCCCCGACCCCGACGGCGCUCGCAUCGGCUCAGGCGCCGCCACGCUCCACGCCGUCGCCGCCCUUGCCCGCCACCUCGCCGCCCAGGCUUCCAAGGAAGAGAUCGGCGAAUUCCUUUCCGAAGCAGCAAAUGGUGGUUCGGGGGAUGAGUCCGCGAUCGCAGCGGCAGCGGGCUUCAUGGCGAAGAAGCACGUGCUCUUGCUUCACGCCGGGGGCGACAGCAAGAGGGUUCCGUGGGCGAACCCCAUGGGGAAGGCGUUUCUCCCUCUGCCUUACUUGGCCGGAGACAAUCCCGAUGGACCUGUUCCGCUUCUGUUCGAUCACAUUCUUGCCAUCUCCUCCAGUGCAUGGCAAGCUUUCAACAACCAAGGUGGGAUCUUCAUAAUGACCGGGGAUGUUCUCCCGUGCUUUGAUGCCUCCAACCUGUAUCUUCCUGACAACGCCGCUUGUAUUGUGACGGUGCCCACCACUCUGGAUGUGGCUGCUAAUCAUGGAGUGGUUGUAGCAUCAAAGGACGGUGGGAUUGAUCAGGAGACCUAUUCGCUACGCUUGGUUGAUGAUAUCCUGCAGAAGCCGACAGUGAGCGAGCUUGUAGAGGGCCGUGCCAUCCUAGAUGAUGGCAGAGCAUUGCUUGACACAGGAAUAAUAGCAGCAAGGGGACUUGUAGGUCGAAGGCAUAUGUGCUCACUACCAGAGACCACUGCUUGUGAUAUUGCAGCGACAGCUAUUAUUUUGUCUACCAAGAUUUCUUCUGGGGUCUCAAUAGGAGAGGAUUCAUUGGUUUAUGAUUCAGUACUUCGUGGUAGAAUAAGGAUUGGCUCGCAAUGUAUUGUUGUUGCAGUGAAUAUAAGUGAGUUUCAUGGGUACAAUCCUCCGAUACUCAAUGGUAGCACUUGUUUCACAUUGCCUGAUCGACAUUGCCUCUGGGAAGUACCUUUGGUAAACUCUGCGGGAAGAGUUUUGCUUUACUGUGGUCUUCACGAUAAUCCAAAAGUUUCUAUUAAGAGGGAUGGGACGUUCUGUGGCGAGCCAUGGAUAAAUGUAUUGGAAGAUCUUAGAAUCCAGGAUUCGGAUUUGUGGGAUUCAACUAGCCAGGACAAAUGCUUAUGGACUGCAAAGCUUUUUCCUGUCAUGUCUCUCCCAGAAAUGCUUAAUGUGGGCAUGUGGCUUAUGGGAUCAGCAUGUGACGCAGAUGGGAAAAUAGCUUCCUUGUGGAGAAAAUCACAGAGGAUCAGCUUGGAAGAGCUGCAUCAUGCUAUUGAUUACAGACAACUUUGCACCGAGUCGAGCAAGCAUCAGGCAGAUCUUGCAGCUGACAUAGCCAAGGCUUGUAUGAACUAUGGGUUACUCCGGCGUAAUCUGUUUCAACUUUGUGAGGAAAUGUUACAAAAGGAUACACGUUUAGCAGUCUAUGAAGAAUUACUUCCAUUUUUUCCAAGUCACAGAGAUCAGUAUCCUGGGGUUCUUCCUCAGAGCAGAGAAUAUCAGGUCAAGAUGGAUCUGCUUAGAGCUUCUGGAGAUCUUUCCACUGCAUGUGUGGUGGAAGAGAAAGUGUGGGCUUCCAUAGCAAGCGAAACUGCGUCGGCGAUAAAAUAUGGGUCGAAAGAGCCAUCAAGCGGCAACAUGUCUUCAAACCAUGGAAACCUGCAUCCCAGGAAGGCUGUUGUAGAAUUACCAGUCCGUGUGGACUUUGUUGGGGGUUGGAGUGAUACUCCUCCGUGGAGGUUGGAGCGUCCAGGUUGUGUUUUGAAUAUGGCAAUAAGCUUGCAAGGAAGCCUUCCAGUUGGCGCUAUGAUAGAGACAACAGAAGACCACCUUGGAGUAAGAAUCGAAGAUGAUGCUGGUAAGGCUCGCCCACCAAGUCCUGCAGAAAGUUGUGAGUCGGUACCUCCGUCGCGACAACAUCUUGAUAUCCAGCAUCAAGAGGCUUGCCGAAUUAGCAAAAUCGGGAGAGAAGCCCUGAUGAAUGGUGAAUUGGACGAGCUCGGCGGCAUGUUGCUGGAGGCCUGGAGGCUGCAUCAGGAGCUAGACCCUUUCUGCAGCAACAGGCUUGUGGACGAGCUGUUUGCUUUCGCCGACCCUUACUGCUGCGGCUACAAGCUAGUUGGAACCGGUGGCGGUGGCUUUGCGUUGCUGCUUGCCAAGAACGCGAUCUGCGCCAAAGAACUUAGACGGGCACUUGAAGAGUCUACCACCUUCGAUGUGAAGGUGUACGAUUGGAACAUCGCCUUGCCACGGUGA